AUGUGGAAUUUCAUAAGGAAUAAUAUCGUUUUAUCCAUUGAAAUGAUCGUCAUGGACGAAGAGGCUGGAGACAGUAUGCAACUUUUUCCAAACCAAAUGAACGUAUUGAAAAACCGCAAAUUUGCGUUUCUUGUAGAUAUUACAUCCUACAACGUCAACAACUAUAAUAAUAUCUACAACGUUGUCAAAAUUACAAAGGAUGUGGACAUUGUUUCCCAUUUGGAAAGUAAACUAGAAAUUUUGACUACUCAAUCAGUGUCCUUAAAUGAAGUACCCCUCGAAUCAGAUGAUGUUGUUCAGAAUGUUCAAAAGGAUGUCAUAUCACAAACAGAUGAGAGUUUUACUCCAUCAACAGUUGAUAAAUCAUCUGCAACCGGUCCGCUGAAAAUACCAACUGAUUUGAAGCGCAACCUCCAUGACAUUUAUGACGUUGAUUAUGGAGGUGAUUUGAGUUCGACAAAAUCUAAAAGAAAAUCAAUUGGAGAGGGAAAUACACUUUUAGUUCCUAAAGUGGAAAAGUGA
Molecule: messenger RNA, 522 nt
Organism: Lactuca virosa
Lineage: Eukaryota; Viridiplantae; Streptophyta; Magnoliopsida; Asterales; Asteraceae
Source: the annotation of a GenBank genome assembly